CGACGGCUGGGUUUUGGGGGUUUGGUGCGCAUUGUUGCCACCGAAAAAACGCCAGCCGUGUGUGGCAUAUCGAACCGCAGGAUGCUUCGGCAAAGGAUGGCCCGAGCCAUCCACCGGUGGAGCUCGCAAUCGUUUGUACCGGCGCGCACAUCCGCUCGUGCGUUGCACAUGAAGAUCUCGCGGGAGGUGCAGGACGCGCUUCGAGUUGGAACACCCGUCGUCGCCCUGGAAUCGACGAUUGUGAGCCAUGGCAUGCCGUACCCGCAAAAUUUCACCAUGGCGACGGAAGUGGAAGCAUUGAUCCGUCAACACGGAGCGUGCCCAGCGACGAUUGCCAUUUUGAACGGCGAGAUUUGUGUCGGGCUUUCCGAGGAGCAGCUGCAUUCGUUGGCGUCGUUCGGUACCCAGGCGACGAAGUGCUCCACACGAGAUAUCGCUGCCGUGAUUGCCAGACGCGGCACAGGCGCCACGACUGUGUCCAGCACUAUGCGAAUUGCCCAUGCCGCGGGGAUUACGGUGUUUGUCACCGGCGGCAUUGGCGGCGUCCAUCGAUAUGUCGAAGAUACGAUGGAUAUCUCGACCGACCUCAUGGAGCUGUCUCGCACGCCUGUGGCGGUGGUGUGCGCCGGCGUCAAGUCGAUCUUGGAUAUUCCUCGCACGUUGGAAUACCUCGAGACACAGGCAGUGCCUGUCGUCGGGUACAGGACCCGCGACUUUCCCGCGUUCUUUAGCACGACCAGCGGCGGGUGCAAGGCGCACAUGCAGCUCGACAGCCCGGAAGACGUUGCGUUGCUGAUCCGCACAAGCCAGGACCUGAACCUGCCCAACGGAUUCAUCGUAGCCGUUCCGAACCCAGCGCCCGUGGACGAAGAGAUGAUCGACAAGGCCAUCCGUGAGGGCCUCGCCGAGUGCCAAGCGCAGGGAGUUGGCGGGAACGCCAUCACGCCAUUCUUGCUCCAGCGCGUGAAUGAGCUCACCAAGGGGGAGUCGCUCACGUCCAACAUCGCCCUCGUCAAAAACAACGCGGUCGUGGGGGCCAAGAUCGCACGUGCGCUGGCAGAUCGCGCUCGCCCGCUAAUUCCUCCAACGACGGCUUCCCUGCCGACAUCGCCGCGCCUUCACUCGACAACCCCCGACGUUGUCAUCGUAGGCGGCGCCGUCUUGGACGUGAUCUCAAAACCCACGACGCAGUUUGUGCGCGGCACAUCCAACAUCGGGCACACCAAGCAGACAUGGGGCGGCGUCGGACGAAACGUGGCCGAAUGCUUGCAUCGACUCGACGUCCCCGUGCUCCUCGUAUCGAAUGUGGGUCACGACUCGUGCGGCGACGGGCUCUUGCGGCAGCUCGACAGCCUCGAGAUGGACUUGUCGGGAGUCAUUGCCGUGCCCAACCACGCAACCGCGACGUACUGCGCCGUCUUGACACCAUGCGGCGACUUGGACGUUGCCAUUGCGGACAUGACGAUCCUCGACAACCUCGAAUGGGGCGAGUCUGUGUCGGUCAAGCUCGCGUCUGCGCGCAUAGUCGUCCUCGAUGGGAACCUGUCGUCGGAUAAGAUACGCCAAGUCACCGAGCCACUCGCGGCCAACCGCCGUCGCCUUUUGUGGUUCGAGCCCACGUCGGUGGAAAAGGCUGUCCGAGCGGUAGAGUCCAUGCAUCGCCUGCAUGUGAUUUCGCCCAAUGCGGAUGAACUCCGCGCGAUUUGCAAUGCGCUCGCCGAGUCCACGAUGGCGACGAAGGUGGCAAUGGACGAUCAAGCCCUGGCGGCAGCAGCGGCGAAACUUCCCGUGCGCGAUGGACUUCAAGUCGUCCGGGACAUUGCAACGGGUGAGUUGCCGCCAUCUCUACCUCGUUCAUGAACCCGACUAUGGUGUGGUGUUCAUGUGCGCCUAGCUGCGAGAAGCAUGCGCGGCGACAAAGGCGAAGACGUGCAUGUCGUGGUAACUCUCGGACGAGAUGGCGUGCUCGUUGGGACGACUGCUCCAGUGCAGCCUGCCGACGCCCCCGAUGAGAUUGUGUUGGGAAUUGCCGAUGGGUUAUCCUUUGUGUACCUCCCCGGUAUCCCCAUGGCUGUCUCCAACUGUACAGGGGCCGGCGACAGCUUCGUGGGAGGAGCAGUGUAUGGGCUGCUCCAAGGCCAUGGAAUUGUCCGUAGCAGUAAACUCGGCAUGAUUGCCGCGCGAAAGAGUAUCGGAUCCGAAUUCCCCAUCCAUCCCGACUUGUCCCAGCGAGACUUCGCUUGAACGCCAUGUAACCACACAAUCGAGUGCAUGCACGAAUCUGCGCCAUGUUCCAUGGCAAAGAUUUCGGUGGCCUUCUCCGCACCACAUGCGGCGGAUGCGCCACGUGAUUGGCGGAUUCUGCUCGGAUAACGUAGAAAGGAGCCGUUUGAUUGGCUGACAGUAUCCGGACACCCGGUUGCGCCCUUC
This is a messenger RNA of Aphanomyces invadans, 2430 nucleotides long. RefSeq lists its product as hypothetical. The record is from RefSeq and is a predicted model, not a curated record. NCBI's taxonomy places the organism in Eukaryota, Oomycota, Saprolegniomycetes, Saprolegniales, Verrucalvaceae. The transcript is spliced from 10 exons. Bases 82 to 1860 code for a protein of 592 amino acids. Gene Ontology annotation, molecular function: pseudouridylate synthase activity.